Messenger RNA from Acanthochromis polyacanthus (spiny chromis), 2730 nucleotides. Its product is annotated as prospero homeobox protein 2-like. Gene Ontology annotation, cellular component: nucleus. Gene Ontology annotation, molecular function: DNA-binding transcription factor activity, RNA polymerase II-specific; RNA polymerase II cis-regulatory region sequence-specific DNA binding. NCBI's taxonomy places the organism in Eukaryota, Metazoa, Chordata, Actinopteri, Pomacentridae. The record is from RefSeq and is a predicted model, not a curated record. Gene Ontology annotation, biological process: regulation of transcription by RNA polymerase II.
UUUUUUGGCUUAUAUAAUAACAUAGUAAAAUUUAACAUCAACAGGACUGUACCAUUACCUACAUUUGGCAGCAAACUUCUAUUACUGUAGCCAGACAUUUGAAAUUAAUUAAAACUAACAUGCACACAAUCUUCAUUUCAGAAUAAAAGAUAAAAAAAAUAUUAAUUUUCUAACACUGCUAAUUAAUACAUAUUCACUUAUUCCUCACUUUGUGUGUCACAUUUAAAUAAUAUAUUUAAUGUUAUGUGACCACACCUCUUGUUUUCUGAAGGAGCUCUCAGCUGAACCUCUACAAAUAACUGAUCCUCCUCCUGCAGCAUCCUCUGGACCUUUCAGGAAGCCAGCAGGUAGGUUGCCAUCUGUUUAUACCGCAUCUGGAUGCUUAUUUUUAAUCAUUUCAAUAAUCUGUAGGGUUUCUUUUGCCGUUUUACUGAAAAUCAAGUCUAAAUUUUUGAACUUAACAUGAGAAAACUAAGACAAUUGCAAGGAUAUCUACAGCAGUGUAUAGAACACUUACAAAAAAUUAGAUUAUUUUAUUUAAGAUGCUUUUGUGGGGUUUUAAUCCUUAACAUUUAAAUCACUCAUGUAAAUUCAUAUCAAAAAUAACAUUUAAUAUUUAAAUUUAUGAGAUUAAUUCAUAGGAUUUAUUUAUUUUUCUGCCUUAAAUGAGCUUUACGAGUGACUGAUUUGACUUUAAAGAACUGUGAAUGCAACUAAAUCUGUCAAGUAGUCAAUCAGAUGUAUGUAAAAUUCAGCACAAAUUAAAAUAAAUCAAACUAUCAAUAUUUGCACAAAAUGUAUUUUUUUGUUAAUUAAUGACAGUAUUUUUUCCACUUUUGCCCUUUUUUAAACCUAGCCAGAAUGAAUCAAAGUGUCUGGAGCAAAGGCAUGUUCUCCUCCAGCAGCAUUUGCCUGGAUGGCUGCACUGCAGAACACCUUUCCUCGUUUCAGCCGUCACAUUCAGAGGCAUUAAGUGUUUCCACGACUUUCCACAGAGACAGCAAGACCAUGAAAACACUACCCGACAGUUCGUAUUACAGCAGCGGAGACACAGCUUCUGGUCUGAUCUGUUCAUCCAGAGACGACACCGCUGGACAUUUACCCAACUCCUACCUCCACCCGGACUGGAACCUGAACAGCGGUCGCCAGGCAAAGCGAGCCAGAGUGGAAAAUAUCAUCAAAGGUAUGACCGGCUCUCCUGGUUUGUGCUGCUCAGGUGUGACAACAGAUCAGGACUGUGUGCAGGAAGAAGAAACCAUUGAAGAGCUGCCUUUAAAUCUGAAACACUUGGACAGAAGUGGAUCGAGUCAAAGUCGGGCAGCAAGAAAACAGAACCUCAGACAGCUCAGGACAAGAUUCAAUCACACGGAUGAAGGAAGUGAAACAACAGACAGCAGCAAAGAGGAGAAAUAUCCCAGAGAUUCUCCUGAAACAUCUCCAAGUGAUGCGUUCACUGACCCGUACUGUGAGUUUGAAAAUAGAAAGCAUCAAGGGUGGAAGAAGGUGAAGCUCAUGAGCUACUUUCAGUCCAAACCAGAGCGGAUAAAGCUGAUGGCGGAUGUUUUAAAGCAUGAACUGUCCAGAGCUGUGAGCAGAAGCGUGGACUCAAUUUUCACAAGCAUGCCACUACUCCAGACUAAUGAUGUGGAGAAUGUAGAGACUGAUACUGAUCUUCAGUCGUCGACUUGUAGAGAUAGUAAACUUCCUUGCUGUGGGGCUACAGAGGUGCCAGAUGUUCAGACAGAAGCUUUAUCUCUGGUUGUGCGGAAGCCGAAUGUGGAAACAUCCAACAAGUUUGUCCUCCAGUCCAGGCUGAAACCUCACCAUCAUCCCAAAUCUCCGAACACCUUCAGCCACGACUCAGCUCGGCGUGAGGAUCAAGUCUCAGAGAAGAACCACAGAUGUUUGCCGGAAGUUGUUCAGUCGAAGUUUGAGGCGUUUGAUGCUCAUUGGAACUCGGUCAAAGUGAGAUCGAAGGUCAACUCCAGAUCGGUGAGAAGUCCACAGAUUCACACUGUGUCCGUGGAUCCGAUGCUUCUGGAGAGUCUGUGUCUUCCUCAUGUCAAGACUGAGUCGGAUAGUCUGGUGAAGAACAACCUGUGCAUGCUGAAUGAGGGUCUGACCACAAACCAUCUGAAGAAAGCAAAGCUCAUGUUCUUCUACACUCGCUACCCGAGCUCACUGGUGCUGAAGAUGUGUUUCCACGACGUACAGUUCACGCGCUGCAUCACCUCCCAGCUCAUCAAGUGGUUCAGUAACUUCAGAGAGUUCUACUACAUCCAGAUGGAGAAGUUCGCCCGUCACGCUCUGAUGGAGGGGGUGGUGGACGUCCAGCGUCUGGCUGUGGGCAGAGAAUCAGAACUUUUCAGAGCUCUCAACAUGCACUACAACAAGGCCAAUGACUUCCAGAUUUCAUGUGGAUUCACAGGUUCUGAGAGAUUCCUGGAAGUUGCUGAGAUUACACUGAGAGAGUUUUACGUUGCCAUUUCAAUGGGGAAGGAUGAGAAUCCGUCCUGGAAGAAAGCGAUCUACAAGGUGAUCUGUAAACUGGACAGCGACGUACCAGCGGAGUUCAAAAGCCAACACGCUGGAUAAGAACCAGCAGAAGGCAUCAUGUGCCACAGCCGUUACUGUCUCAAUGUGGACUUGCUCAUUUCUUGGUCAGCAAACUGCUUCGUCUUCAUGUAAACACAACAUUGUAAAACAGCUGAGCCAUCUGUUUAGUGAAGG